This is a messenger RNA of Nannospalax galili (Upper Galilee mountains blind mole rat), 3670 nucleotides long. It is a transcript of the gene Plod2, whose product is annotated as procollagen-lysine,2-oxoglutarate 5-dioxygenase 2. The transcript has 20 exons. The record is from RefSeq and is a predicted model, not a curated record. Gene Ontology annotation, molecular function: L-ascorbic acid binding; iron ion binding; procollagen-lysine 5-dioxygenase activity. Gene Ontology annotation, cellular component: endoplasmic reticulum. The coding region runs from base 141 to 2417 and encodes 758 amino acids. Lineage: Eukaryota; Metazoa; Chordata; Mammalia; Rodentia; Spalacidae. Gene Ontology annotation, biological process: peptidyl-lysine hydroxylation.
UCGGGCCGCCGCCCGCUCCGCGCGCUCCGUCCGCCGGGUCCGCACCCGGCCCUCACUUGCGCCUCCCUCGCCGCUACCGCCCGCCCGGGGUCCCGCGUCUCGCGAGAAGUCGCCGCUGCAGGUCGUGGGCUCCGGGGAAGAUGGGGGCCCGGGGCCCGGAGCCCCGGCUGCUCUUGGGGGCGCUCGCGCUGCUCGCCUGGACGACGGGUCUCUGCGCGGGAACGGAGACGCCCUCAGGCGUCGCUGCAGAUAAAUUAUUAGUCAUAACUGUAGCAACAAAAGAAAAUGAUGGAUUCCAUCGAUUUAUGCAUUCAGCCAAAUAUUUCAAUUAUACUGUGAAGGUUCUUGGUCAAGGGGAAGAGUGGAGAGGUGGAGAUGGAUUUAACAGCAUUGGAGGGGGCCAGAAAGUGAGAUUAAUGAAGGAAGCCAUGGAACACUAUGCCAAUCACGAAGAUCUGGUUAUCUUGUUUACUGAAUGUUUUGAUGUUGUAUUAGCUGGCGGCCCAGAGGAAGUUCUAAAGAAGUUCCAAAAGUCAAACCACAAAGUCGUCUUUGCAGCAGAUGGCAUUCUGUGGCCAGAUAAGCGGCUGGCAGACAGAUACCCCAUUGUGCAUAUUGGGAAGCGAUACCUGAAUUCAGGAGGGUUCAUUGGCUACGCACCCUACAUCAACCGAAUAGUCCAGCAGUGGAAUCUGCAGGACAAUGAUGAUGACCAGCUCUUUUACACUAAAAUCUACAUUGACCCAGCAAAGAGGGAAGCCUUUAACAUCACGUUGGAUCACAAAUGCAAAAUUUUCCAGGCCCUGAAUGGCGCCGUAGAUGAAGUUGUUUUAAAGUUUGAAAAUGGAAAAACCAGAGUCAAGAAUACAUUUUAUGAAACACUACCAGUAGCAAUUAAUGGAAAUGGACCCACCAAAAUUCUCCUGAAUUACUUUGGAAACUAUGUUCCUAACACAUGGACGCAGGAAAAUGGUUGCACCUUUUGUGACUCUGACACAAUUGAUUUAUCUGCAGUAGAUGUCCAUCCAAAUGUAACAAUAGGUGUUUUUAUUGAACAACCAACCCCUUUCCUACCUCGAUUCUUGGACAUAUUGUUGACUCUGGAUUAUCCAAAAGAAGCACUUAAUCUCUUUAUUCAUAAUAAAGAAGUUUAUCACGAAAAGGACAUCAAAGUGUUUUUUGAUAAAGCCAAACAUGAAAUCAGUACUAUAAAAAUAGUAGGACCAGAAGAAAAUCUGAGUCAAGCGGAAGCCCGAAACAUGGGAAUGGACUUCUGCCGUCAGGAUGAAAAGUGUGGUUAUUAUUUUAGCUUGGAUGCCGAUGUUGUUUUGACAAACCCAAGGACUUUAAAAAUUUUGAUUGAACAAAACAGGAAGAUCAUUGCCCCUCUUGUAACAAGACAUGGAAAGUUGUGGUCCAACUUCUGGGGAGCCCUGAGCCCUGAUGGGUACUAUGCGCGCUCCGAAGAUUAUGUGGAUAUCGUCCAGGGGAGCAGAGUAGGAAUUUGGAAUGUGCCAUACAUGGCUAAUGUGUACUUAAUUCAAGGAAAGACACUCCGAUCAGAGAUGAGUGAGAGGAACUAUUUUGUUCGUGAUAAGCUGGAUCCUGAUAUGGCUCUCUGUCGAAACGCUAGAGAAAUGACCUUACAAAGGGAAAAAGACUCCCCUACUCCGGAAACAUUGCAAAUGUUCAGCCCCCCAAAGGGUGUGUUUAUGUACAUUUCUAACAGACAUGAAUUUGGACGGCUGCUAUCAACUGCUAAUUACAACACUUCCCAUUAUAACAAUGACCUGUGGCAGAUUUUUGAAAACCCUGUGGACUGGAAGGAAAAGUAUAUAAACCGUGAUUAUUCAAAGAUUUUCACUGAGAAUAUAGUUGAGCAGCCUUGCCCAGAUGUCUUUUGGUUUCCCAUAUUUUCUGAAAAAGCCUGUGAUGAGUUGGUGGAGGAAAUGGAGCAUUAUGGCAAAUGGUCUGGAGGAAAGCACCACGAUAGCCGCAUAUCUGGAGGUUAUGAAAAUGUCCCAACUGAUGAUAUUCACAUGAAGCAAAUUGACCUGGAGAAUGUGUGGCUUCAUUUCAUCCGUGAAUUCAUUGCACCUGUUACCCUGAAGGUCUUCGCAGGCUAUUAUACAAAGGGAUUUGCUCUGCUGAAUUUUGUAGUAAAGUACUCCCCUGAAAGACAGCGCUCUCUCCGCCCCCAUCAUGACGCCUCCACGUUUACUAUAAACAUUGCUCUCAAUAAUGUGGGAGAAGAUUUUCAGGGAGGCGGAUGCAAAUUUCUAAGGUACAAUUGCUCCAUUGAAUCCCCACGCAAAGGCUGGAGCUUCAUGCAUCCCGGGAGGCUCACGCAUCUGCAUGAAGGACUUCCAGUUAAAAAUGGAACAAGAUACAUUGCAGUAUCGUUUAUAGAUCCCUAACUUAUUGACUUUCCACUGAACUGAGUUUUCCUUUGAGAUGGACGACUGGCGUGAACAGGUCUUUGAAGUUGUACUUGAGAAGAUGAGAGGAAUAUUUAGAUAAUGUCAACAGAACAACUUCACUGUAGGCCAAACAUUUGAAAAACUUUUACAGAGAAAAAUUGUUUGAUGUUUCUUAAUGUCUGCUCUGAGCCUUAAGACCAGGUUGAAGAAGAAAAGAAAGAAAAAAAGUAAAAAUCAGUAUUUAUUUCUGUGCUUUACUGUCUCUGAAAAUAAUGACAGUUUGAAUUUGUGUUUCAUGUUUAUAAAAUAUUCAGGUACAUAUGCAUAAGUGACAAAUAAGCCCAAUAAUACUUUCUUAUUUAAGAAAAACCUGGGAAGAAUUGUGUUUGUCAGCAUUGGGGGACCUAUAGACACGUGGAUAAAAGUGAAAAUCAGCAAGCUUUGAAACCUGGAGCUCUGACUCUUAACUGAAUUUACAUGUAAUUAUUAAAUAAUUUUUGAACUCCUGUAUAGCCUGUUUCUCAGUAGUUAGGAACCCAAAGACAAUAUGCAAAGUUUUUCCUCAGGAAUGUUGGUGCAAACACAGUCAGUGGGAGGAUAGCCACUGGAAAUAUUUUUAGCAUAGAGGUAAAUCGUUCUGCGUUGGUAUUAGAAUUAGAUCCCUGUCCCUUUGGAGAAGCUCCCUGUAGAUGGAGGUGGGUGCUUUCUUGGACACCCAAGUGCCUUUCCGCUUUGCAAAGUGCUUCGUGUCAAAUUCUAGCGCCUUAAAUUGAACAGAAGGUUUUUCUUCAUUUCACUGUUUUUUCUAACUAUAGAAAAAUGAGAAAAAAGGAAAUUUUCAUUAGAUUACUGGUAUAUUUUUUGAUUUUAAAAAAAAAUUCUUUUCGAGUACUUGAGUUUUAUAUCAGGAAGAUAAAGUCAUUAAGCCUUGUUUCUUACCUUUGACCCUUGCUGCUUUCCUACUUUCUUGGGGGAGGGGAGGCAUUAUGUGCUGCUUUUUCCCCAGCGUAAUCUAAUUUAUCAUCCUAGACUCUUUGUUCCUUUUCCUCUGUCCUAGUUUUUAAAAAUCCUGCAACAAAAAAUUUAUUUCAUUUUUAAAUAUUUCUCUGAAUGAGGUUUAAAUAUCUUUUUAAUAGCUACUGUCUUUAAAAGUUAAACUUGAAAAGACGUUCUUAUUCAUGGUGCCAAAAAUCCAUUUUUCUAACGCUGUGUGUUAGAAAAUGUUGAAAAAUAAAAGAAUUUAAAAUACA